GCUGACAUCAGCUGCGACACUAAUUCACUUUGCGAUUGUAGUAACUAUAGUCAUACGAAUUUGCAUAUGUUGGGAAGCAAUUCGAUACUGAUUUUGUCAUUUUUUUUCUUAUUUUUGCCUUAGUCUGUGAGUCACAUGUUUGAGAACCUAACGUUGACUUAUAGAAGUAUUGUUUACCUGACUGGAGAGUCAUGAACCUGUGGGAGUUUUAAAUGUAUGAAACAAGGCGCGCGGGAAGAAGAGGAGGGAAUCCAAUUAGGUGAAGAAAAACUAUUGUCUGUUUCGAGAUUUAUAUAAAUCGUGGAAUGAGUUGCCCACAAUGGGCGAAAGUACCAAAUUAAUAACGAUAAAUGAUUGCAGUCCGCAUAAAGGUGUAAAACGGAAAUUCGAUGGUAGUUGCAGCCCUCAGUGUGUUUUCGAUCGUGUUCUUGCAAGUGAAAUGAAUGCAGAUGCUUCUAGAGAAGAUGGAACAUCACUAGAAAUAUCAGACGACGAGCACAGCUCAGAACAUGGAAACGAUUGUUUGCCGUUGGAAAAUAAUGAAUUAAACACAUUUAGACGCUCUGACGCUCUUGAGAACUGUAGAAACUGGGUAAAUCAAUCACAAGAAUUGUAUCCUGCUAAAAACAUUCCAACUAAAAGCAUUAAAGAAGAACGUCAGGUAACAGCAACAGUGGAAGAGCAAGAUGUGGAUUCUCCUGACGGGAAUGAAAGUGAUUCUAAGACAAGCAAUGGGAAAUGUUCAAUGCUUAUUAAAGGAAAACGUCUGUGGCUUAAGGAACAAGUUCUUCAUUUAGUUUGUGAAUGGAAAAACUGUUCUUAUGAAAUCGAUGAUGUUGAGACUUUUGUUAGACAUGUUAGUAUGCACAUACCUGAUUUGGAUAUCCGUAUCAAUGAAGAUGGCAAAGAGGUUUUUGUGUGCUUGUGGGCUCUUUGUGAGUUUGAAACAGAUGAGCCUAAGGAGAUUGUGAGACAUGUGAAUUUUCACUCCUACCAUACAAAACUGAAGAGUAUUGGAGCAAUGCUAAUGAAGCAUUUUAAAGCACUGGUAUGUACUUAUGAUGGUGAAGGUAGAAACACAAUACCUGAUGGGGAGGAAUAUAUGUGUUAUUGGGCUGACUGUGACAGAGCUUUCAACAAUAUGCAGAUAUUUCUAUACCAUGUGCAAAGUCAUGUUCAGUGUAAUCCACGAGGAAGAGUCGUGAAGGGUGGUGUACCAUGUCAGUGGGAAGGUUGUACUGGAGUUUUCGUAUCAGUAUACAAACUUUCAGAUCAUGUCAGGACCCAUACGCAAGAAAAGAUAGUUGGAUGCCCUACAUGUGGAGCAACAUAUGCAUCGAGAACAAAAUUUUUAGACCAUUGUAAACGUCAGGUUACUGUGCAAGCGGGAGAAGGCUACAAGUGCUCACACUGUAGCAAAAUUUUCCCAUCAGAACGACUGUUUCAUGAACAUAUGAGGCACCGUGUUAACUUUUACAAGUGCAGAUUUUGUGACAUGACGUGUCCGACACCAUCAGCAUUAGCUCUGCACAUGCGAUUCAGGCAUCUAGAUGAGAGGCUGUUCAAAUGUGUGUACUGCGACUGCAGGGCAAAAACUCUGGCAGACAUAAGAGUACAUAUGCACACACAUUUUUCAGGAAAUUUAUAUCAUUGUUCAGUUGAAGGAUGUAAUGUCUCAUGUCGCAGCCGUGUGGGUAUGAAGAAACAUAUUGCAAGGGUUCACGAAGGUCAACAUGAACCACUGUAUUGCUGCCAUUUGUGCGACAGGCAGUAUCAGCGUGGUGCAUCACUCACGAAACAUGUCUUUCGAGAACAUGACUUGAGAUGGCCUUCAGGGCAUAAGAGAUUUAGGUAUCGUCAACAUGAGGACGGUUUGUAUCGUCUGCAAUUGGUACGCUACGAAAGCCUUGAAGUAACUCAAAUGAUCUCAGGGGAUUCUUCACAUGAUGAGCAACAGAUGACUUUGUCAAACAAAAGGUACCAUUUGCGUAAGGUGCCUUCCAGGGCACAGAAUGAGCCAGCAAGUUUUGAAGUUUAUGAGGUUCUAGAUGAAAAGGAGUUUGAAGAGAACAACACUGGAAGCAACAAAGUUCUCAUAACAAUCUCUGAUGUAGAUCAUAGUGGAAAUGUAAUACAGUCUGAAGUAAUAGAGGCUGAAGAACUUACAAUGUUACCCAGUAUGACUCUUUUAGAUGAUACUAACUGACUGUUAUGUUAAAGUUGUUGCAUAUGUUGGUGCUGCACAGUGUCCUUUUGCUGAUGACUUUUCUGUGUGGUGCAACGACUGUGAAUUGAAUAAGUAUUAUAAAGGCUGUGCAGAAGUGAUAUUUUUCUCCUGGUAAUAUAGUUGCAUAAAAUGGACCAUAUUAUCUUCUGACUAUUAAAAACAACUUUAGCAUUUAAAAUAUGUUAUUAGCUGCUAGGUAAAUGGCAUAAUUUGCUGCACCUGUCAUUAGCUGUAUGCAGAUCUUCAUUUGAAAGUAUACCAAGUUGUCCUUAAUUGUUACAGAUUUCUAUAUAAUAAUCUCAGUGGAUAUAUGUAAUGGAAAUCUCAUAGAAAUGCAUUUUAUAAAUGUAUACAUAGUAUUUAAAAUCAUGCUCCUGACUAGACAUUAAUCAAUGUGUUCUCUUAAUCAUUUAAUGGUGUUAAAAAUACAUAACUACAAGGUUGUUAUUUCAGUAACUUGUAGCUUUUGUAAGGCGUCAAGUCCAGUUAUCAUGAACUUAAUUCAGUAAAUUUAGGAGCAGGAGAAAACAA
Schistocerca americana (American grasshopper) is the source of this 2758-nucleotide messenger RNA. It is a transcript of the gene Hinfp, whose product is annotated as histone H4 transcription factor. The transcript has 9 exons. Gene Ontology annotation, molecular function: RNA polymerase II cis-regulatory region sequence-specific DNA binding; DNA-binding transcription factor activity, RNA polymerase II-specific. The record is from RefSeq and is a predicted model, not a curated record. NCBI's taxonomy places the organism in Eukaryota, Metazoa, Arthropoda, Insecta, Orthoptera, Acrididae. Bases 320 to 2206 code for a protein of 628 amino acids. Gene Ontology annotation, biological process: regulation of transcription by RNA polymerase II; anatomical structure development.